This is a messenger RNA of Verticillium nonalfalfae, 2856 nucleotides long. RefSeq lists its product as uncharacterized. The transcript is spliced from 2 exons. The coding region runs from base 1 to 2856 and encodes 951 amino acids. The record is from RefSeq and is a predicted model, not a curated record. Gene Ontology annotation, cellular component: nucleotide-excision repair factor 1 complex. Gene Ontology annotation, biological process: resolution of meiotic recombination intermediates; nucleotide-excision repair involved in interstrand cross-link repair; double-strand break repair via single-strand annealing, removal of nonhomologous ends. Gene Ontology annotation, molecular function: single-stranded DNA binding; single-stranded DNA endonuclease activity; damaged DNA binding. NCBI's taxonomy places the organism in Eukaryota, Fungi, Ascomycota, Sordariomycetes, Glomerellales, Plectosphaerellaceae.
AUGUCGGCAAAUGCCCCCCAGCCGGUGAAGCUCUCGCUGCCCCUUGAGUACCAACAAACCCUGUUCCAGGAGCUUCGGUCUGACGAUGAACUCGUCGUCAUCGCCAAGGGCCUCGGCCUCAUGCGCCUGGUCACGAACCUGCUCCAUUCCUACGAUGCCGCCGGGAACAACCUGAUCAUCAUCGUCGGCGCCGAGGAUCGCGAGAACGCCUGGAUCGGCGAGGCCCUCGCCGAGCACGCCGCCAUCAGCAUGUCGCCCAAGGCCCGCGGCCUCACCGUCGUCAACACGGACUUUACGAGCGUCGGCGCCCGCGAGAAGAUGUACGCCCGCGGCGGCAUCUUCAGCAUCACCUCGCGCAUCCUCAUCGUUGACCUGCUGACGAGCCUGCUCAACCCCGAGACCGUCACGGGGCUGGUCGUGCUGCAUGCCGACCGCGUCGUCGCCACCUCGCUCGAGGCCUUCAUCCUGCGCAUCUACCGCCAGAAGAACAGGGCCGGCUUCCUCAAGGCCUUCUCUGACAACCCCGACCCCUUUGCCACGGGCUUCUCGCCGCUGUCGACCAUGAUGCGCAACCUGUUUCUGAAAAAGGCCUCGCUGUGGCCGCGCUUCCACGUCACCGUCGCCGAGUCGCUCGAGGGCAAGAAAAAGGCAGAGGUCAUCGAGCUCGAGGUGCCCAUGACCGACGCCAUGAAGGACAUUCAGAAUGCCAUCAUGGAGUGCGUCGAGGUCAGCAUCCACGAGCUGAAAAAGGGCAACACGGGUCUCGAGAUGGACGACUGGAACCUCGACAGCGCCCUUCUCAAAAACUUUGACGUCAUGGUCCGCCGCCAGCUCGAGCCCAACUGGCACCGCGUCAGCUGGAAGACGCGUCAGAUUGUCCACGACCUGUCCGUCCUGCGCGGCAUGCUGCACUCGGUCCUCUCCUUUGACGCCGUCUCCUUCCUGCAGCACCUCGACACCAUCCACGCCGCCCACUCGCCGCCGCCCGGCUCCACGCGCCAGAACCAGUCGCCGUGGCUCUUCCUCGACGCCGCCCAGACCAUCUUCGAGACGGCACGCAAGCGCGUCUACGCGGCGAGCGCCAGGGCCGCCAACGCCGCCGGCGCCGGCGCCGACAUUGACGCCCUGCGGCCCGUCCUCGAGGAGCUGCCCAAGUGGGCGCAGCUUGCCGAGGUGCUCGACGAGAUUGACCGUGCCCUCUACUUUGAACCCCCCGUGCGCGACGACUCGAGCGGCUCCAUCCUCAUCAUGUGCUCCGACGCCAGCACGUGCAAGCAGCUGCGCGACUACGUGCAGACGAUGCACGUCAAGCCGAGGGUGGACAAGACGACGACGGCUGCUGCGGCACCAGGCGCGGAGGAAGAGGAGAACGGCGGCGGCGACGACGGCCUCGAUGUUUCGGGCGCCUUUAUGAUGAGGAGGAAGCUGCGUAACUAUCUCAAGUGGAAGGGCGAGUUUGCGCGGGUCAGCGCAAGGCUGUUCUCGGAGAACCAAAAGGCGCUCAACGGCGCGACGGACGCGCGGUCGGGCCAGCCGCUGCGGGGCAAGGCGCCGGCGAACAAGAGACGACGCGUCCGCGGCGGCGGUGCCCUGGGUGGCCACGCCUAUGGUCGCACGGAAAAUGGCAGUGUCGCGGCCUUUUUCGAGAAGCCGUCAGACGUCGCCGACCUCAUUGCCGAGGUGCAGAUGACGACGGAGGAGGAGGCGCAGCAAAAGGCCGACGUCGUGACCGAUCCGCUCGAGGACAUGGACGACUACUAUCAGCUGUACGAGAUGCAGGACCUCGUCGUCAUCCACGCGUACGACGGCGACCAGGACGAGCACGUGCUCGAGGAGGUCAAACCGCGGUACAUCAUCAUGUACGAGCCGGACGCCAGCUUCAUCCGGCGCGUCGAGGUGUACCGGUCGUCGCACAACGACCGCAACGUGCGGGUGUAUUUCAUGUACUACGGCGGCUCGGUGGAGGAGCAGCGGUACCUCUCGGGGGUGCGGCGCGAGAAGGACGCGUUCACCAAGGUCAUCAAGGAGCGGGCCAGCAUGUCGAUCGUCAUGACGACCGACGACCGCGGCGUCGAGGACCCGCAGGACACGUUUCUGCGCACGGUCAACACACGCAUCGCAGGCGGCGGGCGGCUCGCGGCGACGGCGCAGCCGCCGCGGGUCGUGGUCGACGUGCGCGAGUUCCGGUCGUCGCUGCCGUCGCUGCUGCACGGGCGCAACAUGGUCAUCGUGCCGUGCAUGCUGACGGUGGGCGACUACGUGCUGUCGCCCACCAUCUGCGUCGAGCGCAAGUCGGUGAGCGACCUCAUCUCGUCGUUCCGCGACGGGCGCCUGUACACGCAGGCCGAGACCAUGUUCCAGCACUACAAGAACGUCAUGCUGCUCAUCGAGUUUGACCAGAACAAGUCGUUCACGCUCGAGCCGUUCGCCGACCUCUCGGGCAGCCUCAGCAGCGUGGCGCCGACCAACGUGUCGUCGGACCUGCAGUCCAAGCUCGUGCUGCUGACGCUGGCGUUCCCGCGCCUGCGCGUCAUCUGGAGCAGCUCGCCGUACCAGACGGCGGAGAUUUUCGAGUCGCUCAAGACGCAGGAGGACGAGCCCGACCCCAUCGCCGCCGUGCGCGCGGGCCUCGACCGCGACGCGCAGGCCGAGGACCAGAGCUUCCACCGCGAGCCGCAGGCCAUGCUGGGCAUCGUGCCGGGCGUGACGCCGCAGAACAUCAAGAGCCUCGUGCUGGCGACGGACAAUGUGCGCGAGGUGGCCAACAUGCGCGAGGGCGAGCUCGCGCCGCUCGUCGGGCGGGAGGCGGCGCGCAAGAUUUUCGGCUUCUUCCACCGGAAUGUCGUGGAAGACUGA